GGGGAGAGAAGGCGGGGGGCUGGCUUCUAACUUCAGGAAAGUCUUUCCAGGUAGGCGAGAGCGCAAAGGGUCGGCUCGGCGCAAGGGAUUAUGUCAUUGCGGCGGAGAGGCAGGGAGUCCAAAGCGCUUCCUCCGCUGGCUGAUUGACAGCCCCUCGCCUGGCCCAGGAGCCUAUAUAAAGCGGGCCAGCAAACGGCUGGGAAGCCACUUGAAAGGCAUCCCAGCCCAAGGCGAAGCGAAGCAAAGCGCUUUCCCUUUUCCAGACUCCUGCCAGGGAACAUCCUUGGAAGGACCGGCUUGGCGCGGCACCCUCCUUCUUCCACGCACGCUUGCUUUUAAAAGAAGCCCAUUAUCCUCUUCUGGGGCUGGACUGGGAAGCUACAGCACUUCAGAGGCUCCCUGGAAACGUCGGAGACCAGGCAUUAUGUUACACCGGAGUUGGCUACUGUGGCUAACAAUCUUGUUAACUUUGUGGAUUUCAUCAGAGGCUCAAGAUGAACAUGGAGAUGAAACCACAUUUGACUUGAUGCAGAUCAGCAACAUCAACAGGAAGACCAUUGGAGCAAAAGCAUUCAGGGGUAAUAUUUCUGGGGUUCCAGCAUACCGCUUCAUCCGGUUUGAUCAUAUACCUCCACUUAACUCUGAGAAAUUAAAACAGAUUGUUAAACUGAUCCAACAAAAUGAAGGAUUCAUUCUUACUGCCACCUUCAGGCAAGACAGGGACUCCAGGGGCACCAUCAUUGCUUUGGAAGGCCCUGGCAUCUCUCAGAGGCAAUUUGAAAUUAUUUCCAAUGGCCGAGACAAUACACUUGAGCUUUCUUAUUGGGUAGAUGAUUUCCGGAAGGGGUAUCCUUUGGAAGAUGUGGACCUAGCUGAUCUACAAUGGAAAAAUAUAACUAUACAAGUAACAGGAGAAAGCUACAGUCUGUAUGUUGGAUGUGACCUCAUUGACAGCUUAAGCCUGGAGGAGCCCUUUUAUGAAAACCUGAAAGCAGAGAAAAGUAGAAUGUAUGUGGUGAAAGGAUCUACAAGAGAGAACCACUUCCGGGGUCUCAUACAAAAUAUUCAUCUGAUUUUUGGAACUUCAGUAGAGGAUGUGUUACAUAACAAAGGAUGCCAGAAGAGCCAAUCAGCUGAAGUGAACACCAUCAAUGAGAGCACAGAAAUCCUUCACCUCACCCCUUCGGUCAUGACAGAAUACAUUGGGGACAACACUGAGAAGAAGCCAGAAUUCUGUGAUCGCUCUUGUGAAGAGCUUGGGUCUAUGUUUACUGAACUCACUGGGUUGCGCAUUGUUGUCAACGGCUUAACUGAAAAGUUAGAAAAAGUGUCUGAAGUGAAUGAAAAAAUUGUGUCAGAAUUGCUUGGCCCCAACAAGACCCUGAAGAACCAGUCAGCAUGUUGGCAAGAUGGUCGUGAAUUUGUAAACAAUUCACACUGGGUGGUGGACAGCUGUACAAAAUGUCACUGUCAGAACUCUAAAACAGUAUGCAAUAAAAUCACAUGCCCGGCAGUGCACUGUGUCAGCCCAUCUUUCAUUGAUGGCGAGUGUUGUCCUGUGUGCUCCCACUCUGAUGACAGUGAAGAAGGCUGGUCCCCUUGGUCUGAGUGGACAGAAUGCUCUGUCACAUGUGGAUCUGGAACCCAACAGCGAGGGAGGUCAUGUGAUGUCACCAGUAACACUUGUCGAGGCCCCUCCAUUCAAACCAGGACAUGUUCUCUUGGCAAAUGUGACAAUCGUAUACGUCAAGAUGGGGGCUGGAGCCACUGGUCUCCUUGGUCUUCCUGUUCUGUGACCUGUGGAGUAGGCAACAUAACUCGCAUACGUCUCUGCAACUCCCCUAUCCCACAGAUGGGUGGGAAAGGCUGCAAAGGAAGUGGGCGUGAAACCAAAGAAUGUGAAGGACCACCAUGUCCAAUUAAUGGUCGAUGGAGCCCUUGGUCUCCCUGGUCUGCUUGUACAGUUACAUGUGGAGGAGGGAUUCAUGAGAGAUCUCGUCUCUGCAAUAGCCCAGAACCUCAGUACGGAGGAAAACCCUGUAUGGGAGAUGUCAUACAGCGAGAUAUGUGCAAUAAACAGGACUGUCCAAUAGAUGGAUGCUUGUCAAACCCUUGCUUCCCAGGAGCAGAAUGCAACAGCUACCCUGAUGGUUCUUGGUCUUGCGGUGCAUGCCCUGCUGGAUAUCUUGGAAAUGGAACAUUCUGUGAGGACCUUGAUGAGUGUGCAGUAGUGCCAGAUGUUUGCUUUAAGUUAAAUCAGAACCACCGUUGUGUAAACACAAAUCCAGGAUUCCAUUGCUUGCCUUGCCCUCCACGCUACAAAGGAACUCAGCCAUAUGGGGUAGGCCUGGAGGCUGCCAGGGCGGAAAAACAAGUAUGUGAACCAGCCAAUCCUUGUAAAGACAAAACACACAAUUGCCACAGGUCUGCAGAGUGCAUCUAUUUGGGCCAUUUCAGUGACCCCAUGUACAAGUGUGAAUGCAGGACAGGCUAUGCUGGUGAUGGGUUCAUUUGUGGCGAAGACUCUGACCUGGAUGGAUGGCCUAAUAAUAACCUGGUCUGUGCUGCAAAUGCUACUUAUCACUGCAUGAAGGAUAAUUGUCCUCUGUUACCUAAUUCUGGACAAGAAGAUUUUGAUAAAGAUGGAAAAGGUGAUGCCUGUGAUGAAGAUGACGACAAUGAUGGUGUAGAGGAUGAUAAAGAUAACUGUCCCCUCCUUUUUAAUCCCCGUCAAUUUGACUAUGAUAAAGAUGAAGUUGGUGACCGUUGUGAUAACUGCCCUUAUGUUCAUAAUCCUGCUCAAAUUGACACUGAUAAUAAUGGCGAGGGUGAUGCAUGUGCAGUGGAUAUUGAUGGAGAUGAUGUUUUCAAUGCGCGAGAUAACUGCCCAUAUGUCUACAACACUGAUCAAACAGAUACAGAUGGAGAUGGAGUUGGUGAUCAAUGUGACAACUGUCCUCUGGUUCACAAUCCUGAUCAGACUGAUGUCGAUAAUGAUCUGGUUGGUGACCAAUGUGACAACAAUGAGGACAUUGAUGAAGAUGGUCACCAGAACAACAAAGACAACUGUCCGUACAUUUCUAAUGCCAAUCAGGCAGAUCAUGAUAAGGAUGGGAAAGGAGAUGCUUGUGAUCCUGAUGACGACAAUGAUGGUAUUCCAGAUGACAGGGACAAUUGCCGUCUCACAUUUAACCCAGACCAGAAGGACUCUGAUGGUGAUGGCCGAGGUGACAUCUGCAAAGAUGACUUUGACAAUGACAAAGUCCCAGAUAUUUAUGAUGUGUGUCCUGAAAAUGAUGCCAUUAGUGAAACUGAUUUCAGAAAGUUCCAGAUGGUGCCCCUGGACCCUAAAGGAACAACGCAGAUUGAUCCAAACUGGGUCAUUCGUCAUCAGGGCAAAGAACUUGUACAGACGGCUAACUCAGACCCUGGCAUUGCUGUUGGUUAUGAUGAAUUCAGUUCUGUUGACUUCAGUGGUACAUUUUAUGUCAAUACGGACCGGGAUGAUGAUUAUGCUGGAUUUGUCUUUGCUUACCAGUCUAGCAGUCGCUUCUAUGUCCUGAUGUGGAAACAAGUUACUCAGACAUAUUGGGAAGACAAGCCCACUAGGGCUUAUGGUUAUUCAGGAGUAUCACUUAAAGUAGUGAACUCCACAACCGGCACUGGUGAACAUUUGAGAAAUGCUCUUUGGCAUACUGGAAACACAGCUGGACAGGUGCGUACAUUGUGGCACGACCCCAAGAAUAUUGGCUGGAAAGAUUACACUGCAUACAGGUGGCAUUUGAUCCACAGACCUAAGACAGGAUUAAUAAAAGUUUUAGUAUAUGAAGGGAAGCAAGUCAUGGCAGAUUCUGGACCCAUCUAUGACAAGACUUAUGCUGGCGGGAGGUUAGGUUUAUUUGUCUUUUCACAAGAGAUGGUGUACUUCUCUGACCUCAAGUAUGAAUGUAGAGAUGCCUGAGCAAAAGCUGCUUCAUAACCAGCAAAGUACUGUAGAUCCCAUUCAACAUAGACACCUCUGUAUAUCCUGGUACUCCAAACCCCUCACUCAUUUUUCAACUUGGCCUCCGGUAUGUUUCCCUGACUAUGUGCCUCCCUGCUGCCUAAGGGGAGCCCUCCAAUCCUACACCUAAGUGCCUUCUAAGAACCUGGGCUGAAAGGGCCUACAAGAGACCAUCAAACCCACCACUGAAGGAAACCAGAAUGCUAUGGAGAGUGAAAACUUGGCAGACAUGUUUGUUCAUUUUCUUUUUCUCUGAUGACGUUUACAGUUAAAUUGUAAAAGUGUAAUUACUUAAUGUACAUAUAGAUAUAUUAUAGAUAUGGUGGGAUGUGAAGUUGUGUGGGAAGACUGAUGUGAAGAAGUUUUUGGUCAUUAGAAGGCAGGCCACAUUUUUAGCCAACAUUGUUCAGAUCGAGGCUGGGCCUUGGUGAUAAAAUAGUUCGGGAGAUAAAUUUCAGCCCAGUUUAAAAAGGAAUAAACACUACCUUCCUAACCAAGAAGCCAUGAGAAAUGAAAGCACGGGCUAAGUUUAAAUAUGAUUUCAUGAACUAUUGAUUUUCUAGCACAUUUUAAGAUGGAGUUUGGGUUGUGAAUCUUUGCUUCCUUUGUUCUCAUAUAUGAGAUGAAACAUUUCACAGGUUUUCUCUCCAAGUGAGAUUAUGUAAUUGUUUUGUACAUUUUGGAUCAUUUUUCACAUGGGAGUUGGUUUGGUGAAAAAUUUGUGAUAUUUUGU
Molecule: messenger RNA, 4736 nt
Organism: Anolis sagrei ordinatus
Lineage: Eukaryota; Metazoa; Chordata; Lepidosauria; Squamata; Anolidae
Gene: THBS2
Product: thrombospondin 2
Biological process (GO): cell adhesion; negative regulation of angiogenesis
Cellular component (GO): extracellular region
Molecular function (GO): calcium ion binding; protein binding
Source: RefSeq, a predicted model, not a curated record